GCACAGCCCCCCGGGGCUGCCCUUGUCAGGGUGCUCAACAUUCAGCUCAUCCUCUACUGCUCCAGGAAGUGCGGCCUCAGAACUCCGCUUCUGGACGCGGCGCCCAGGCCAGCAGCAGGGCUACCACCUUCCCAGCCUGCCCUGCUGAGACAUGUCUGGGUCCGGGAGCCCAGAAUUCUUCACCACAGUUCUAAGAUCCAGAUUUAGAACUCGACCCAGCACAAGCCACGGAGGAGAUGAACGUCCCUCCCAGGGGCUGUGGAGUGCCCAGGAGUCGGAGGGCAGGCCUGGGGGCCCGGCCUGCAUCUCGUCUGCAGAAAGCUGGGUCCCCAGGGACUUUGCAGCCCAGGACUCCCUGGCAGAUGCUGUCCAUGCCUGGCUGCCUGCCCUCUUCUCCCGAGGGCCGCAUUGCCAUCAAGGGGCAUUUCUGCUGGAGUCCCCUUCUGUGGGACAAUGACUGCUGGGAGGCCUCCAGGUUAGACUGGGCUGGCAGCUGACCUGGGGAAGGAUGUAUGGGGCUUGGAGUUGGUCGAGGGUCCUGGAACGUUCACUGCCCACUGCCAAGGGACUGGCCGGGCUCCUGCCAUGGGACACUGCCGCCUCUGCCAUGGGAAGUUUUCCUCACGGAGUCUCCGAAGCAUUUCUGACAGGGCGUCUGGGCACAGCUCAGCAAGACCGUUCCCAGGGGAGCGUGUGUUCGUCAGGGACUUCCAGCGCCUGCUGGGUGUGGCUGUGCACCAGGAUCCAGCCUUGUCUCAGUUUGUCUGCAGGAACUGCCAUGCCCAGUUCUACCAGUGCCACAGCCUCCUGGAGUCCUUCCUGCAGAGAGUGAAUGUCUCCCCGAUGGGCCAGCGGAAGCCUUGUGCAAAGGUCGGCGCCCAGCCCCCAACGGUGGCGGAGGAGGGAGCGUUUCUUGGGGAUCUCAUCACCUCCAGCUCUCGGUGCCUGCACAGCUUGGUAGGGUGGGUGCAUGGACAUGCAGCCAGCUGCGGGGCCCUACCCACCCUUCAGAGAACGCUGGCCUCCGAGUACUGUGGUGUCAUCCAGGCCAUGUGGGGCUGCGACCAGGGCCACAGCUACACCAUGGACACUGACUCCAGCUGCAGGGCCCUCCUGCUGGACAGCGCCUUGUCAGUGAAGUGGGCGUGGGACAAGGAGAUGGCACCGCAGCUCACCCACAGCCAGGCAUCCAGCCCCUCGGGGACUGCCCCUCAGGUCUCCCAGGGCAGAGGGACCACACUGCCCAGCAUGGACGUGGCCCCUCCUCCAGAUGGCAACCCUUUGGGGCCUGGGCCAGGCCCCCCACCUCAGCCGAGCCCACCCCUCAUUGGGGCCCCAGGGCAAUUGGGUGAGAAGCAGGUUCCCUCUUCAACCUCGGAUGAUCGGGUAAAAGACGAGUUCAGUGACCUUUCUGAGGGAGAUUUCCCGAGUGAAGAUGAAGGCGGCAGGAAGCAGCACCCCCAGUCCUCAGAUGAAUCCUUCGAGCCUUACCCAGAAAAGAAGGUCUCUGGGAAGAAGAGUGAAAGCAAAGAAGCCAAGAAGACCGAAGAACCAAAAAUCCGCAAGAAACCCGGGCCCAAGCCCGGCUGGAAGAAGAAGCUGCGCUCUGAGAGGGAGGAGCUGCCCACCAUCUACAAGUGUCCUUACCAGGGCUGCACAGCCGUGUACCGAGGCGCUGACGGCAUGAAGAAGCACAUUAAGGAACACCACGAGGAGGUCCGAGAGCGGCCCUGCCCCCACCCUGGCUGCAACAAAGUUUUCAUGAUCGACCGCUACCUGCAGCGCCACGUCAAGCUCAUCCACACAGAGGUGCGCAACUACAUCUGUGACGAGUGCGGGCAGACCUUCAAGCAGCGCAAGCACCUCCUGGUACACCAGAUGCGCCACUCGGGAGCCAAGCCGCUGCAGUGCGAGGUCUGUGGCUUCCAGUGCAGGCAGCGGGCGUCGCUCAAGUACCACAUGACCAAACACAAGGCAGAGACUGAGCUGGACUUCGCCUGCGACCAGUGCGGCCGGCGCUUCGAGAAGGCCCACAACCUCAACGUGCACAUGUCCAUGGUACAUCCGCUGACCCAGACCCAGGACAAGGCCCUGCCCCUGGAGGCAGAGCCGCCGCCCGGGCCACCACACCCCUCUGGGACCAUGGAGGGCCAGGCCGUGAAGCCUGAGCCCACCUGAGGACCGAUGUGGGCCGCAGGGCCUGUGAGCAGCCUGAAGGCAGCGGGGGUGCAGGGGGCUCCACACGCUCGCUCCCUGGGAACCCAUGCUAUCUAUACCCCCCGACCUCCGCUCCGCGUGUGGGCGUGGGGCCUAGGGGCUGUGCAGAGCUCUCGUAGCCUUUCUGCCCUCUGCUGUGGGACCAGUGGUUUGUUUUCAUCCCACACUGUAGUAGCUUGGGCGCCAGACACAGACUAUAAACAAUCGAUCCUUUUCUCCACUAAAGCGAUUAAGGAGAUUUAUAAUCCACUUUUUAGUGCAACAUGAGCUCCACCUUAGGCUUUAACAAACUGUUUACAAAGGAGCUGGGCUGGUGCACGGUGCUGGGUCCAGUCAGAACAGCUGGGGCUCGCGGUAGAGGCUGGGGUCUGCCACAGUCAGCGGCUGCCUGCCCAGAAGGGCGGUGCUCACCUCGGGGUCCCAGUCUCCACGCCCGGCCAGCAGCUGUGAGAAAACACGUGUUCAGCCCCGCUCGGGGAUGCCGAGGGAAGGGGCUCUGGGCCGUGCGUCUGUGUGCCCGUGCCCAGUUUGUCCCGGGGGCCAGACGCCCUCUCACCUCCGCCACGUCUGAGCAGCUCUUCGUCGGACACUGAGGUAUGAACUGCAGCAGGAAGUCGCGAGCUUUUGUUAGCAGUUCCACAGGGUUUCCCUAGAGAGCACAGGCGGGGCUGCGGGUCAGAGGGCGCCUGCAACCUGCCCGAACGGCCCUCGGCAGGAGGAGCCUGCCACGAUGGGGCGUGCUUGCCUGCUCCUGGAGCUCCCGGCUCCUGCUGGCUGGGGUCACCACGGCGCUCGUCUCCCCAUCCACGAAGAGCUGACGCAGCUUCAGGUACAUGUCAACAGCGACACGCAGGAAGGCGGCCUCCCUGACUGUGGGGGCGUCCCGCCAGUAGGGGAGGAGGCUGGAGGCCAACAGAGGUGCCACUUGACUGACAGGUAGACAGGUGAGUGGCAGCACAGGGAGGGCACCGGACGCCUGAGCGACCAGCGCCAUGCCAGCCUUUCCCGGGGCGGGAGCCUCUGAGUAGGGCCGAGACGCCAGCCCAGCAGGCAGUUACCUGUAGAAGGCGAGCGGCAGCAGCCUGGUGUGCUGGUCCGGGGCCACGCGGAGGAGGUGUCCCAGCCCAGCAUCUGCAGUAUUGGGGGGUGUCCGUCAGUUCCCUGGCUGUCUGCCCCAAUCAUUCUUGGGGUUCCCUGGGUGUGGGGGGAAGGUCUGUGCCUGGCUGCAGGUGCAGGGCCCGGUGGAGGAAGGGCCCUGCUUGGAAGGGAGGGUGGGUGAUGCCUUCAUGCUGGAGUCGGGUCUGGGUAGGCAGACCCCCCCUCUUCACACGCAGGCCUGCUGCUGCUGCCCCAGCUCUGCAAUAAACUCUUUUGCUUUUAUUUUUUCCUCGAUUUGUCCCAGUGAAACCAGAGGUGCUAUCAAUUUAGCAGGGAGAUAAACUAAAAAUAGUGUGCAAGGUGCAUCCCAGGAGGACCUGUUCUUAACCACCUGCUUGUGAAGAGACCGACAAGCUGCUUCGGCUUCUGGCCACGUCAGAGGGACCCAACGUCCACUUUCCGUGUCAGCACAGGGUCUUACCUGCUUCUGUCAACUGGAAGAGCCCCAGCCAGGGUAUCCCCCGCCGCUCCAGACACAUGAGGAUCUCCGCACAGACAUGCAAAGCCUUCCUGGGGUCGGCAGUGCCCUGUGGCCCAUGGGAGAAGAUGCUGAGGCUGGCUCAGGGCUGACGGAACUUGACGGAGAGCGCCUCUCUUAGUGGGGUGCGUAAAGGAGCCCUCGGUACAGGGGGGCUCUGCCCAGCCCGCUGUGUCCUGUGGCCAAUGAACAGAGAAGGAGCCACUCCGUGGCUGAUGACCCCACGUCCAAGUGCUGUGACUCAGCUGCCCUCCCCCCCCGCCCGGUACCACCAGACCCAAGAACACCGACUCACGUUUGGGGUCAGCCAUGUGGAGAGCAGGCCCAUCAAAGAGAAGAAGAAAAGGGAAACCAACAGCUGCAAGUGAAAACGUGUUUCUGUGAACGCCCUGCAGCAGCUCUGCCCCGACCACCGGUACACAUCUGGGACCCAGGUCCUGGAAGGGGGCUCGCUCAGAAGUUCCCACUGGGGCCGCGCUGUGGCGCAGUGGGUAAAGCCCCGCCUGAAGCACCAGCAUCCCAUAUGGGCGCCAGUUCUAGUCCUGGCUGCUCCACUUCUGAUCCAGCUCUCUGCUGUGGCCUGGAAAAGCAGUAGAAGAUGGCCCAAGUCCUUGGGCCCCUGCACCCGCGUGGGAGACCCGGAAGAAGCUCCUGGCUUCAGAUCAGUGCAGCUCCAGCUGCCACGGCCACUUGGGGAGUGAACCAGUGGAUGGAAGACCUCUCUGUCUCUACCUCUCUAUCUCUUUCAAAUAAAUAAAAUAAAUCUUUAAAAAAAAAUGUUCCCACUUAAC
Molecule: messenger RNA, 4644 nt
Organism: Lepus europaeus (European hare)
Lineage: Eukaryota; Metazoa; Chordata; Mammalia; Lagomorpha; Leporidae
Gene: ZNF276
Product: zinc finger protein 276
Exons: 12
Coding region: 586-2178 (530 amino acids)
Biological process (GO): regulation of transcription by RNA polymerase II
Cellular component (GO): kinetochore; nucleus; chromosome
Molecular function (GO): zinc ion binding; chromatin insulator sequence binding
Source: RefSeq, a predicted model, not a curated record